Molecule: messenger RNA, 513 nt
Organism: Priapulus caudatus
Lineage: Eukaryota; Metazoa; Priapulida; Priapulimorpha; Priapulimorphida; Priapulidae
Product: norrin-like
Exons: 4
Coding region: 1-513 (170 amino acids)
Biological process (GO): Wnt signaling pathway; G protein-coupled receptor signaling pathway
Cellular component (GO): membrane
Molecular function (GO): G protein-coupled receptor activity
Source: RefSeq, a predicted model, not a curated record
AUGAAAAAGGUGACCGUUGAAGCUCUUAACGACGCCAAGUACAUCGGACUGUCCAUCUACACGGUGGUCAUCCUAUGCGUCAUCGGUAUACCGGUCAGCAUCAUCUUACAAGGUCAGGUCGACGCUGGAUUUCUCAUCGCGUCGGCCAUUUUGAUUCUCGCGACGACGACCACGCUGAUGCUGGUGUUUGUGCCUAGGUCCGCAAAUGUCGAGGCUGGUCACUGCCAAAAGCAUUACUUUGUUGAGACCAUCAGUCAUCCGACGCUGAACUGCACCAACAAGCACAUCCUGAUGACAAGAUGCGAGGGGCACUGCAAGAAGACUUCCGCCAGCCCGCUGAUCACCUUCAAACCCAUCCUGCUCGAUCCGUUCGCUUACACGUGCUCGUCGUGCAAGGACAGACUAUCGGUCAUGAAGGCCGUCAGAAUGGUGUGCGUGGGAGACGUGGCCGAGGUGUUCGCCUCCUAUCGCUACAUUGUCCGCUGCGGCUGCGAACCUUGCAGAGUGUUGUGA